Prunus dulcis (almond) is the source of this 1083-nucleotide messenger RNA. Its product is annotated as protein Mpv17. NCBI's taxonomy places the organism in Eukaryota, Viridiplantae, Streptophyta, Magnoliopsida, Rosales, Rosaceae. The transcript has 6 exons. The record is from RefSeq and is a predicted model, not a curated record. Bases 75 to 743 code for a protein of 222 amino acids. Gene Ontology annotation, cellular component: membrane; cytoplasm.
AUACAAAAUCGAAACUAUUCUCAAGAGAAAAAUAAUAAAAAAGAAAUUGUGCUUGUCUUCCUUGCUUUGAGAACAUGAAUGUUCUUGGCGGUGGAGGCCAUGGCGGGUUUUGGGGUUGGAACCCUUCACCGAGAAAACCGAAACAACAAAGAAAAAGGCGAUUUGAUUCGAAAUCCCAGUCCUCCAAUUCUGCGGAGGCAUCCGGAGGAGCCGGUCACUGGUUCCCCUUAAAGCAAGCCGCCACAGCUGGCUCACUGGUUCUAACAGGAGACACAAUUGCUCAGCUCAGCCAGCGGUGGACAAAAGCCAAGGCUCUUAACCAACAGGAUGGAAAAGAUGCUCUCCUCUCAGAUCAUGAUUGGCUUCGGGCACUUCGGAUGACUUCCUAUGGGUUUCUUUUAUACGGCCCCGGUUCCUAUGCUUGGUACCAGUUUCUUGAUCAUUCUUUACCUGCGACAACUGUAGGGAACCUACUACUGAAGGUUUUAUUAAACCAAAUUGUGCUUGGUCCAACUGUGAUUGCUGUUGUUUUUGCAUGGAACAAUUUAUGGCAAAGGAAACUCUCACAGCUCCCGGACAAGUACCGGAGAGAUGCUUUUCCCACUUUACUUUAUGGAUUUAGGUUCUGGAUACCUGUCAGUUUAUUGAAUUUUUGGGUGAUACCUCUUCAAGCCCGUGUAGCUUUCAUGUCUGUGGGCUCAAUAUUCUGGAACUUUUGUUUGUCUUCAACUUUGAGCAAGUAAAAUCUGCGUAUUUUAGGUUAUUUUAUAUCAGCAAGCAGACUUGUUAAUCUGCAGGUCCGGCAUCUGGUACAUUCAAGAAGAAAAUGAGGACCAGAAGCACCUUUUUUAAUUGAAAUUCAUAUGCUUCAAAUUUAAAGACGAAUGAUUGUUGUAACAGCUUGGACCUGGUGAACUGAUCUUUUCCUGCUUGCCAAAAGAAAAAAAAACAGGAAAACUUGGUAAUUACUUGAUCGUUUGCAUAAUUUUUCAUUUGUGUAACUCAAACUGAAGCAUGUACAUUUUUUGAGAUGAAGAUCUUCAAAGCUAUUGUCACCUCCUAAUGGAGAUUGGAUUACAAUCA